UGCAAAAGCAUUAUGGCGUCAGUGUUAUUUCAAUCGAGUAACCCCUCAAAUAAAAAAUUUUAAUUUCUUAAUUUCAUUCACGCAUUAAAUCUCUAAGUGAAGUAGAAAAAUGUUGCAUUCUAAAGCAACUGCAGCGCUGAUGCGUUUGAAGGAAAUCGAUAAAAAAUAUAAAAUGAGAAAAGAGGAAAUGUACAUAAUGAACUCGAGUACGGAAAGUGCAUUAACAAGUCCAUCGAUGGAACAUUCUAUAAGAGAAAAAAAGAAAUUGAAUAAUCUUAAAAUUCCUUUAAAAUCUAAACUCGACGUGAGAAUGCCAAAAACACAAAUAGAAGUGGAAGAGGUAGAAGAAGAAUAUAUUUCACGUUCUACAACAAAUGAUAAAGUUUCUUCGAUUAUUGUGAUUGACGUAGAAACAAAAUCGGCGAAAAACAUAGAUGAAGAAUUUUCUAAUAAUACGUCAUCAUCAUUGAUCGAAACCAAUGAGAAUAUCUCAACGAGAUCUAAUGAAAAAGUAGUUUCUAAUAUUGAUAAAAAUGAAAGUAUUGAAAUUGACGAAAAUAAAGAAGAAAUGUCGGAAAAGGAAAUUAAAAUGGAUAACGAAGAUAAAGAGAUUAUCGUCGAAGUUUUACAAGUUGAUAGGGAAUAUAGUACUUCGAAAAUUUUAUCAGAAAUAGAAGAAUUUGAGUCGUUGCCUGUUGAGCAAGCAUUAAGCUAUGUCAAUGAUACUUUCGAAGAAGCAUCGAGUACGAUAUUAUCAACGAUGAAAACAAACGAUGAUCCGUUAUCCACGAAUAAGUCGUUUAAUUCGGAGGAUGAGGAAGAGAAAACUAUAGAUGAGAACAUGAGAUUUGGCGUGAAGAAAGUUGAUAUUAUAUCUAAAAAGGAUUUUAUACUUGAACAACAGGAAGCAGAUAAUUCAGGUGAAAAACAGAUUGUUGAGUUGGUACCACCGAAAUUAAUAGAAAACACUAGUGAAUGUGAAAUAGGUCUUAACAAAGAAUUAUCGAAUUAUGUUAAAACAAUUGAAAGUAUCGAAGGGGACGUAAGCGACAUUACACCUGUUCAAUUAUUAAGAUCGUCGAAACAGACAGAGAUAUCUUCGCGAAGUUAUAAAAAAAAAUAUAAACGUCGUCCAUCAACAACGAAGGAUAAUAACGAAGAUUCUUCUAAGAGUGAUAAGACAGAAUCUUUAGUAACAUCGAAGAGUAAUCGUCGAUCGCCAAAAUUGACGUUGAAGAAUGAUAUUAAAAAAAUAAACAAUUCUUUAGAUGACAAAACAAUUCUUUUUGAAAAUAACGAGCAACGAAAUACCGACGAUAAAGGAAAGAAAUUAUCCGAUAAAGAUAAAGAUUCUAACAUUAUAAUAUCUUCUAAUAAUGAUCGUUUUCAUCGGACGAAUAAUAAUCUACGAUUUGCGACUAAACGGAAAAAGAAAAGGACAAAAUCACAUAGAUCCUCAAGAAUCGAUAAGACAACAGAUUUUAACGAAAAGAAAUUCUCUAGAUUCGAUAUCAAACAAAUGUAUCGUCUUCAAAAACAAAUAUCGAAACUUGUCGGUGAACUUCGGUUGUACGAUAAUUCUUCUUCUAAGAAAUUAGAUCCAGUUUUGUUCAAACCUCUCGAUUUUCCAAACAUUAUCAACUAUAUACGUCCUGAUAGAAAUUUUGAAUUAACGAAAGAAGAUCCUUACAUCGGAUUUGAUGAAAAACUUGCUACGAUAAGACAAUGGCUCAAAGAUCAAUACAUUUUCUAUCAAGUUCGUAGUAACUUAGUACAGAUAAUUAACGAGAAAUACGUUCCCAUGAGUCUCGAAGAUGCAAAGACGGUAAUACGUCAAUUACAAAAAACAAAAGUCGAAGCGAGAUAAUGAUUAUUUACAAAAUAAUUAUUUAGCUCAAGAAAAAGAUCGAAUGAAUUUAUAAAUACGAUUUACGUUUUCUUACCGAGCGAACUAAUUUUUUUUAUCUCCUUAUGGAGUCUAUAUAUAUAUAUAUUUUUUUUUUUAUCUAUAUAUUAUAAUCAUUGUGUUUUACUAAACAGAUAAUAAAGUAUUAUUGAGUAUAAAAAAAAAAAAGAAGAAAAUUUUAGUAUAAAGUUCGAUACCGUAGUAUACAGUAUAUCAUCACGUAUAACAACUUUAUAUGACUAGAUGUAAAAAUUCAUGCUCAUUUUGAUGAACUUCGAUCAAUGAGAGAGUCUACCUUUGCUAGAAUUCAUCGGACCAAGCCGAUAUGCACGUGCGUAUAACGGAUGCGCAAUGGUCCGAUGCGUGGGGGUGAUCGCCGGCUUACUUCCAUUGAUGUGCCAUAGUCACGCUCAGUUCUCUCCUUCUCCUGUAGUGUUCUACGAACCUUCUCCGUGUCGAAAGGUUUCAGCUAACUUCCUGAUACGAUACAUUGCUAUUAUUAUCUUGAUAUGCUUCUCUAUUAGUUUUUUCUCGUCUGAAAUAUAUGCAAAAAUUUGUUAAUGCAUUGUCAAUUAAUUAUUUAAUCUUAAAUAUUAAUUAUGAUGGUGUUAUCACAUUUUUAUUCGUAUUAAAUAUUAUCGUAGUAACUUUAAAAAUUUUCUAAGGCAACUUAUAGAAGAAAAGAAAAAGUAUAAACAAAGAGGAAAAGGCGCCCGGGCUUUCAGGAUCCAUCUCAACAGUUUUUUUCGGAAAUGAAUCGAGGUUGUACGUGAAUGACGUUUCACCUAUGCAAGACAAUUUUUUUUUUUAGUUUCUUCGAGGUCUCAUCAAAACGAGGAAAUAGCUUCGAUCUUUGAAAUAAGAUUUUAUAAUAUCCGCUUCUUUGAAAAAUCUUUAUAAGAUAUAUUAUCCGCAGGUCAUCUUCCUUAUUAUUGUAUAAAAUGGAAGAGAUUUCUUUCUUCUUUUUUUUUUUCCUUUUUUAUAUCUAUAAUUUUGUUUACGAAUGAGAGAUUAUGAGAGAGAUAUUAGAUAUUGCGAUAGAACUUUUCUACAUAAUUUUUUUUUCUUUUACUUGUAAUAAUAUUGUUAUUUGAUGCGUUCACACAUACUCCGUUUUUUUUUCUUUCUUCCUUUUUUUUUUUUUAUAUCCUCAUUGAACUCUUUUUGCUAAAAAUAAUAUCAUAAUACAGCCUUUAGAGAAAGGUCAGGGCAGUAGUUAGAGAGGUCAACCGAGUGCAACGCAAGUGUCUAUAUUGAAUCGAUCGAUCAGUCACACGCAUCGUAUGUGCCCCUGUAAUAUUAAUUAAUUAUAUCACCUGUAAUUUUUAUUUACUAUAUUAACGGGUCAUUUAGAGAACCUUUUUGACUUUGGCUUUAGUCUUCAUAGGAUAUAGAUAUCACUUUAUACCACUAUGUAAAUAUUUUACAUUCUAACUUAAUUAAUACACAUGUAUCUUGUACUUAUAUAAACGUAGAAAAUCAGCAAAGUGUUAUUAAAAAAAUCUCGAUUGGAACGAGCAAUUAGUUGAACUUCGAUAUUUAUGAUCCAGGAUAUUUGUAAUAGAUCAAAUUAAAAAAAAUGUUAAUAGAAUUCCAUACGAUUGACCUGCCUUCUUCUUCAGAUUCAUUUAUCUUGUGUUUUGCUAAUUAAGAAAAAAUUACAUUUCUUUAUCUAAUCGAUGACAGAUAUCUUCUAUCUUUUUUAUGUUGCAAUCGAUGAGUUGGACGAUACGUAUUUCAUUUUAUGUUUGUUCGUAAUUCGCUAAGAAAAACAUUUCUAUAGAAGUAUCCUUGAAAUCUUUUUCUUUUUUUUUGCUUUUUCUUUUUUUUACAUACUCUACUAUCUGUAAACAGAAAAAAAAAUAUAUAUAUAUAUACAUAUUUUUAUCAUUUAUUUCUUCAUAUUCAUUCUUUCUUUUUCUUCGAAGUUAUGUUAGAUCGAAGAUUUCUACAGUAUAGAUCGUAAUCCGUUAAUGAAUCGUUUAAAUAUUAAACUAUAAAAAUAUUCUUGAAUCGUCUGAAUUUUUCUCAAUUCGCAGAUUUAGAUUCAAUCAAUUUAAAAUUGUUUAUCAAAAUCAACUUUCUUAACGGGAAUUAUAAUUUCGAGCGAGUCACAAGAAAUAAUGAUUCGAAAGUAGAUCUAGUCACAUAAAAGUUUGGGAAGACUUGCGUUAGAGUAUGUAGUAUAAUAAUCAAAGAAAGAUAAAAGAGAGAGAGAGAGAGAGAGAGAGAGAGAGAGAGAGAGAGAGAGAGAGAGAGAGAGAGAGAGAGAGAGAAAGAGAGAGGAAAUAGUGUGGUAGCACUUACAUCGAUACUUUAUAGAUCAAUAAAUACAUUAUUAAUGAAACAUAGAACCCAUUUGUUUUUACAAGCCGCGCAUCUUUUUCUUCAUAUCUUUUUUUUAUGGCUUCUCUGAGAUCGCUUAUAAGUGAAUCGAAAAUUACUUUGGAACGAUCAGGGAGAUGAGUCAUCUUCUGUCUGUUCGAGGGGUUGCUUCGGAUAGCCGUUGAUUAUGUUACUACUUCGAUUGAUGUUCUUUCCACGUUGAAAUCUAAUCGAUAUGCUCUGAAAUGAAGUGUUAAUAAAAUUUAAAUAAAUUCUUUCCAAGAGGAUGAGUAUUUUCUGAAAGAAGAGAAGGCAAGCUAUAUCAUGAUAUAAUAUAUUUUUGCAUAUCAAAUGAAAGAUAAAAGAGAAAGAGAGAAAGAGAGAGAGAGAGAGAGAGACAGCAACAGGAGGAUAGAAAUAGUCCAUGUUGCUUUCGACCAUGCCUCGAGCACUGGUCGUUUCGUUUUUCAAAAUAAAGUUACUUUGCACUCUUUCCUCCUUUUGUAUGGCGUCGUAGAACAGGCGACUAAAAAUACGUUUUACUCGAUGAAAGAGAAAAAUGGUCUCAUGGUUUCAGGAUCAUGAAGGUUGAAAGUUCAUUGCACGUUAUGUACACAUUUAACAUAUAAACAUAUUAUUUCUCAAAUCUAACAAAGGAUAUACCUAUCUGUAAAUAACAAAUGAAAGAGAAACAUAUUGAGAAUCAUAAAAUAAAAUAAAGAAUUUUCUCGAACGAGACAGGUUUAAAAUAAUGUUUGCCAAGUCCAUUUACCUAGUCCAAUCUGUUUCCACUGUUCACUGAACUCAACGAAGACAAUAUCAUUGUAUAGAAAGUACAAUGGCUUUUCAUUCACAGUAUUGACGUACGAAAAAGAUUUUACUUUUCAUUAACUACAAUUCCUUCAGCAUUCCAAUAUUUCUCUGACGAAUAUAUAUACCCUUACAAAUGAUAAUAUUGUUUCUAUUAAAUUAUAUUAAUUUUAUUUUGCAAUCAAUUAAAAAAAAUAACAUUGUUAAAUAUUAUUCUUAUUUUGUAUACAGAAUUAUUAAGGAAGUACGGGUGAUGUUAAUAAAUUUUUGUUACUACUCUACAUUUAUAUAUAUAUACAUACAUAAAUAUAUAUAUAUAUAUAUAUACAUACAUUUAUAUAUAUAUAUAUAUAUAUAUAUAUAUAUGUGUAUGUAUAUGAAUUGUAUGUAUAUAUGCUGACCGCACUGUACGCGAGACGGCGAGACGGCUUCAUGCGGUGUUAUAACGUGGCGGGAGAAAUAGGCGGUUAAAACGGCGCUCCCACGAGCCACCAACCAACAACAACGAUGCCGACAUCUUCUGACGUUGCCGGCGUCAUCGACCACCAUGAUCCCUCUUUAGCUUGUCUCUCUUUCUCCUUCUCUUUCUCUUUCCCUUUCUCUCUUUCGUUUCCCUUCUUCCUUUGUCAUAUUUACUGUCUGUUUCUUUGUUGCACUCACGUGUACCCAUGAAUAACAUAGAAAAAGAAAGAGAAAACUACGUGUGCAUAUGUAUGUGUGUGUGUGUGUGUGUGUGUGUGUGUGUGUGUGUGUGUUUGUAUGUAUAUGCGUGAAAAGUGAACAGAGCGUGACAGAUCACAGAAAGGCACCACACAAAUUCUCUCCCUCACCGAGGGAUUCACUGAGAUUUCAGUAGUCACGAUAAUAAUCUUUAAAUCCAAUUACUGUUCGUUGUAUUAUUACUAUACACGAUUAUGACAAGUUUUUAUUACUAGAUAAGAUUAGAAUACGGCCAUUGUUUAUAAGAUCAUUGACCGAAGCUUUUGAUUUUACUGAGAGCCCGAGAAGAUAAAGAGUAUUUAUUAUGUCAAAGAAGAAGAAAUGACUUUUUAAUCAUCAAUGACAAGAAUCAGGGAACAUUGUGUGACAUAGAUAAAAUUUCAUUUGAGAUACAGUGAUCGUCGUGACUUUGUUCGUUUGAAAUGUUAUUAUUAGAACUGGUCAUCGUUACUUUGUUCGACCAUUCCUUAUUUCCAUUCACUAACAAUAAGAGAGAUAUUAUUGCUUUUGUAUAUUUGAUGAUCGUCGAUAAUGCAGGUUCCUGUCAUCCCUUUUAACUUUUAUUAUUCGUUCAUUGUCUUCGAAGGUUUCAUAAGUAUUUCUUAUUCUUCUUGUUCUUGUUCUUCUUCUUCUU
This is a messenger RNA of Vespa velutina, 6395 nucleotides long. RefSeq names its product myosin-2 heavy chain-like. The transcript has 6 exons. The record is from RefSeq and is a predicted model, not a curated record. Bases 110 to 1867 code for a protein of 585 amino acids. NCBI's taxonomy places the organism in Eukaryota, Metazoa, Arthropoda, Insecta, Hymenoptera, Vespidae.